AUGCAAGUAUUCACGGGAAAUGCAGAUAGCAAGAUGCUGGUGGAGGAUUGGAUUCGCGACCUGCAGUAUCUGUUGGAUGCACUUGACCUCCCCACCCACCUCCGGUUCUCCACAGUAGGGCGACACUUGAGUGGUGAAGCCAGGAAGCUGGUCCUGAACCUCCAUCCCACUCACCAGACCCCAAAGAUAGCCUUUGGUGAGCUCAGAGCAGAUUAUGGCGACAUUCAAAGUUUCUUCGAUCCACUGGCUGACUUUUAUGAGUGCAGCCAGAGGCCCGGAGAGUCAGCCUGUUCAUACGCUAUUGCACUAGAGGCAUUACUGCGUGGGGUUGAGGAAGACCAGCAACAUGGCAAACCUUUCUCUGAUCGAGACAGCAAGCUCACCUGCCAGUUCUUACAGGGGUUGAUUGACGAAGAGGUAUAUGCUUGUAUUGCACCAAUAAAACCAAGACUUUUGAGUUUCCACGAGUUGCAGGCUGAACUUCGAGACCUGGCCAGAGAAACCAGAAAGUUCGAUCCCCACCGCAGAAAUAAGAAACCAAUGUCCCAGAUGCACCUCGCACAGGCGGGUGGUGCCCCCACGAUGGCAGAUAGGAUGAAACAAGCCUCUGGACUGGCAGAACUGACUGAGAUGGUCAAGAAGCUGGCUCUAAGCCAAGAGGAGCAAAUAAUUAAGCUGUCACAACUGGCAUCCAGGAUAACUGCCUCUGAACCCCCUGCCAUCCAGCCUGCAACCCCCCCUUCACAAUGCAGACCAUUAGCGGCGUCUGGAAAGGCAUUGUACAUGUGUGUCACUCCUCUCCACAUUGCUGUGGUGAAUCAGAACAUCAGUUUGGUCCAUCACCUCAUUAGUCAUGGUGGUGAUGUGGCUACACCUAGAGCCACUGGGCUGUACUUUCGGAAGAGGAGAGGAGGACUCAUUUACUUUGGUGAGCAUGUCCUAUCUUUUGCUGCAUGUACUGGGAAUGAGAACAUUAUCUCUAUGGUCAUUAACCAGGGGGCCAGCACCAGGGUCCAGGACUACCUAGGCAACACAGUACUUCACAUUUUGGUUCUGCAGCCCAACAAGAUAACUGCCUGCCAGACCAUUGACCUGAUAAUGGCACAUGAUACAAAGCUGGACCAUUCUGUGCCACUCGACAUGGUGCCCAACCUCCGAGGCCUAACACCAAUGAAAGUGGCUGCCAAAGAGGGAAACACUGUGGUAUUUCAGCACCUUGUUAAUGAAAGACAUGUAGUCCACUGGAGUCUGGGCCCUUUGACUUCUAACCUCUAUGACCUGACAGAGAUCGAUUCCUGGGCUGGCAACAUGUCAGUGCUGGAGCUUAUUGUGAGGAGCCACCACAAAGAGGUCAGGACACUACUGGAGGUGACCCCAGUGAAGCAGCUGGUCAGUCUGAAGUGGAACCUGUAUGCAAAACAUUACUUCAGGCUCCUGAUGAUUGUGUAUCUGCUCUACAUCUUGAUCUUCACACUGUGUUGUGUAUUCCGCCCUCUGAAGGACAUUCCAGAGAACUACACACAAUCAGACAGAGACAAAACCAUCCGGAUCCCAAAAUCACUCAAAGAAAGUUAUGUGACACCUCAGGACAAAGUGCGACUGGCAGGCGAGAUCGUCAGCCUCCUGGGAGCUGUUGCCAUUUUGUUGCUUGAGGUCCCCGAUAUAGCGAGAUUUGGUGUAAAGCGUUAUUUUGGCCAGACAGCACUGGGAGGCCCCUUCCAUGUCAUCCUUAUCACCUUCGCAUGUUCGGUACUGUUGCUGCUGGUGUUCAGAGUCUGUGAUGUGCAACGAGAAGGCGAUGUGAUGGCAGUGUGUUUGGUUUUCUGCUGGUGCAAUGUCAUGUUCUUCUCUCGAGGAUUUCAACUGAUUGGUCCUCAUGUCAUCAUGGUACAGAAGAUUAUACUUGAAGAUCUGGGGACGUUUAUGUUGCAGUUGUUCAUUCUCACAAUUGCUUUUUCCAGCGGCAUAUGGAUAGUGUAUAUGACCCAGGACCCUGCUGCUAUGCCUACGUUUGUCAACUUCCCCAUUAUUCUUUACACUGAGUAUGAGUAUUGUUUGAGCAUGCUGAAUAUUCUUUGGGACCCCACCAUCUAUACACCACCCAUGGCUUUUGUGUUACUCGUUGUCUUCUCAAUAAUCGCUGGCGUCCUUUUUGUAAAUCUACUGAUAGCCAUAAUGACUGAUACAGAGUGGGAUGUGUCGCAGGACAAAGAUCUGCUUUGGAAAAUUCAGGUGGUGUCUACAAUUUUAAUGCUGGAAAGGAAGCUGCCGCGCUGUCUGUGGCCUCGUCUUGGGGAAUGUGGACUAAAAUACGGCCUGAAGGACACCUGGUAUUUCAGGCUUGAAGAGACAAAUGACCAAAUAAUACAAAAUAUGAGACAAUACUUCUCAAAGCAAAAUGAAAGAAAGAAAAAGGAAAGCCUAGACAAGACUGGCCCAGUAAAGGGGGCGUUCUUCAGGAUCCCUGAUCCCAAACCUCAAAACGUUGACAGGAAGGCUAAAAGGGUGGCACCUGAUUCAUCGCAGCACUUUGGAUUUGGAGAUGAAGCUGAAAUAUUUGGAGGACAAAGACUUUAACCCUAUGUAUAUACAGUAUGUCUAUGAUAUGAUUCUGUCUGUGAGCUUGAAAUGCAUUUCUGUGCAUUUUCAUUUUCUGAAAUGCCCAAUUAUUGCAAAGAGAAAUAAUCAUUGAUACAGAGAAAAUCUCUCCUGAAUAAUUCUCCUAUCUUUGUCUAUAAGUGGC
Molecule: messenger RNA, 2743 nt
Organism: Monopterus albus (swamp eel)
Lineage: Eukaryota; Metazoa; Chordata; Actinopteri; Synbranchiformes; Synbranchidae
Product: transient receptor potential cation channel subfamily V member 5-like
Biological process (GO): calcium ion import across plasma membrane
Cellular component (GO): plasma membrane
Molecular function (GO): calcium channel activity; protein binding
Source: RefSeq, a predicted model, not a curated record